Messenger RNA from Humulus lupulus (European hop), 1660 nucleotides. Its product is annotated as UPF0481 protein At3g47200-like. NCBI's taxonomy places the organism in Eukaryota, Viridiplantae, Streptophyta, Magnoliopsida, Rosales, Cannabaceae. The record is from RefSeq and is a predicted model, not a curated record. The coding region runs from base 143 to 1477 and encodes 444 amino acids. The transcript is spliced from 2 exons.
UUUGGUUAUAAUUUUUUUUCUUUUGAAAGAUCAAUAUAUUCCCUUCUUAGUCUAUAUAAACAGUAAGUAUCUUCUUAGCAUUUGCAGCCUAAAACAUAAAGCCCCCACAUAAGAAGACCAAUUUUUGACUACCAAAACCAACAUGGCAACAUCAACAAUGGAUAGUGGAGGAGAUCAUACUAUUGAUAUUGAAUCAUUGGUAAGUAGCUUAGAAAGAAGAUUGUCUGCUAAUCUAGUCAUGUCAUCAAAUUUUAGCAUCUUCAGAAUCCCAACCAUUCUCGCUAGGCAUAACAAAACUUCUUAUGAACCCAAUGCCUUUGCCAUUGGCCCUUUCCACCAUAACAACCCCCUUCUGCAACCCACAGAGAGGAUCAAACAAAAGUACUUGCGUGAUCUUCUUUCUCGUCUUCCGAAUAAUCCAAAUCGUCCUAAUAGCCCUGACACAAUGUUAAUCAGAAAAUUCACCAAAGCCAUUAGUGACAUUCACAGCGAUGCUCGUGGCUACUAUGCUGGAGCAAUUGACAUGAAAGCAAAUGACUUCGUAGAUAUGUUGCUCCUUGAUGGUUGUUUCAUCAUAGAACUGUUUCGUAAGAAUGCAUAUCAAUCUGAUCUCAUCGACAAAGAAGACCCAAUAUUCACCAUGUCUUGCCUACUCCAGUUUCUACACCAUGACCUGAUAUUACUCGAGAACCAAAUACCUUGGCUUGUGCUUGACAUUUUGUUCAACCUCACCAAAACACCCAUAGACCAAAAAUCCCUCGCUCAAUUGGCCAUGGAUUUCUUUCCCAGCCUUUUGAGAAAUAAAGCUCUUCGCUUGGAUUCUUCUAGUGCAGACAUACAAAAAAGUAGACACAUUCUUGAUCUGUAUAGGAAUUCAUUGACUUCCAAAUCUGGCGUGAGACAAGAAAGCAAGCACGAUUGGCAGCAUAUACGUGCAGCUACAGGUCUGAGGGACUCGGGCAUAAAGUUCGAGGUGAACACCACAGCAGAAUCUGUCUUGGACAUUUCAUUUAUCCCAAAAAGAGGUGUCAUGUCGAUUCCACCACUGCUUAUUCAAGAAACCACAGAAACAGUGUUCCGAAACCUCAUCAGUUUGGAGCAGUGCUGCCCUAACUACAAACCUAUAAUCACUUGUUAUGCUGUUCUCUUGGACAACCUUAUCGACACUAGUGCUGAUAUUCAAGUACUUGAGAAGAAUAAGGUCAUUGAUAACUGGUUGAAUGUUGAUGAUGCUACCAAAUUUUUCAACAGACUCUACAUUGAUACUUAUGUCAAGGAAAACUACUAUUAUGAUCUUACGAGUGAAGUAAAUCGUUAUUGUAGAAAACAUUGGCAUAAGUAUCAAAGAAUUCUUAAGCGCGACUAUUUCAAACACCCUUGGGCCUUCAUUUCAGUCAUUGCUGCCUGUGUCGCACUUAUUCUUACCUUCUUACAAACCUUCUAUGCCAUUCAAGAUUCAUAUAAAAAAGAUAAUUAGGCAUAUCAUAUUUUAUAGAGAACGUGAUCUCUUUCUUAUGAUUAAUAAAAUGCUGUUGUGCCAAGGAAUGAUCAAUAUUUACCAUUUUUGUGUUUAUGGUUAUAUUAUCAUGUCAUUUUGUAACAUCUUUAUAAAUAUAUUUUUAUAUAUCUGUGUGAAGAAUAAAAUAAAUUGUCUCCUUUA